ACUGCAUAACAGCCUGUGGCUGCCCAAUAGUUUGUGAACGGUUGUUGAGAAAUCCCGAAAAUGAACAAACUAGUAUCUACUAUUCUGUUUCGUGCUUCCUUAACACGGUGGCCCCAAAGUGCCAAAUCGUUUCAUGUGCUAGGAAGACAGUACAGCUACAAAAGCGAUCUAGCUUUGGAAACCAUCUAUCCGAACAGUAGUCUCCGGCUGUACACACCACCGCCUCCAGCAGCAAAAAACGACGGUACCUUUAAUGGUUAUAUUCCACUGGAUAAGUUGAGCAUCACCUAUAGCCGCAGCAGUGGCCCGGGAGGGCAAAACGUGAAUACAGUGAGCACGAAGGUUGACCUACGUUUCCAUUUGAACACAGCUACUUGGCUCCCGGAACAGACCCGAAAUCGUUUGACAGAAUUGCAAAAGGGACGCAUCACGAAGGAUGGAUAUUUAGUGAUUAAAAGUGAACUCACGCGCUCGCAGCAAUUGAACACGGCGGAUGCGUUAGAAAAGCUACGUACAUACAUCAGACAGGCAGAGCAACCAGUCUCCCUAGAGCCUACUGCUGAAACGGUAGAAAAACUACGGCGUAGACAUGAAAAAGCUGCCCGCGAACGGUUGGCCAUGAAAAGGAAACGCUCGGAGACGAAAGCCUUUCGCCAAGCUCCUCUUUAGGCAGUAGACCGCUGGAUGGUGUAUCGGUAGUAAUAUACAUUGUUCGUGUAACAGCAUUUUCAUUCUUUAAUGUUUUGAUUGGCUGCAACAUACAAUACCCUGAAAAUCCGAAAAACUUUUACAUUCAAUUGGUACCAGAGUUCAGAAUCCUUCAACAUAAAAACUCAAUCUCUUCGUAAAAUUUAUACUUUUUUAUUGUUCGUCAAAUACGAUAAAAGCAUCAUAUGUUUGUACUAUAGUGAAUCCAACCAACUCUCGUAUUUCUUGUUUGUUGUAUUCAUACUGCGGUGCGACAU
This is a messenger RNA of Anopheles coustani, 965 nucleotides long. RefSeq names its product large ribosomal subunit protein mL62. Gene Ontology annotation, biological process: mitochondrial translational termination. Gene Ontology annotation, molecular function: translation release factor activity. Lineage: Eukaryota; Metazoa; Arthropoda; Insecta; Diptera; Culicidae. Bases 61 to 669 code for a protein of 202 amino acids. Gene Ontology annotation, cellular component: mitochondrial large ribosomal subunit. The record is from RefSeq and is a predicted model, not a curated record. The transcript has 2 exons.